Molecule: messenger RNA, 2820 nt
Organism: Kuraishia capsulata CBS 1993
Lineage: Eukaryota; Fungi; Ascomycota; Pichiomycetes; Pichiales; Pichiaceae
Exons: 1
Coding region: 1-2820 (939 amino acids)
Cellular component (GO): nucleus; cytosol
Molecular function (GO): protein phosphatase regulator activity; protein phosphatase binding
Source: RefSeq, a predicted model, not a curated record
AUGUCUGGAUUCUGGAAAUUUGCGAACAACUACUCGUCGCCAGUGACAAAGCUACUGGAAUCCGACUUCAGCUUGGACCAGCUACUGGAUGAACAAGAUUUGCUUUCGGAGUUACUGGGUUCCAACUCAAGACUAAUUGAAUAUCUGAGAGAGCCGCAUGUGCUCGAGCAGUUGGUUGAGCUAAUCGUUGAAGACGAUGAUUACCAGCAAGAGCAAGUGAGACUUAAGUUCGAAAAUGAGGAGGAUAGCGACUUUGAAACUGUUGCAAAACCAAAUCUUGAGACCAUCGAGCAAAAUCCCCAUCGAUCCGAAAUUGAAUCGACUGAGCCGGAAAAUGCGGAUGUCAAGCCUGAAGAGCAGGCCGAUCCAGUCGAUCCAACAGAGGAAGAAGAGACGACGGAGGCUGAGAUUAAUGAAAAGGAUCCAAAUGAAACAGAUUCGGAUUCUGACUCCGAGUACGACUCCGGUGAACUGUCAAAAUAUGAUUCCAGCGAUGACAAUGACCUCAACGGCGAUGACAAUGAUCUCGAAGACCAGGAAGAAACGGCAGCCGAGGCCCAUUCACGUCGGGCCCAGGUAGCUGCUGAGAUUCUAAGCGCCGACGUGUGGUCCAUCACUGACGAGUUUAUGGAAAAAUCAGCGCUGCUGGAUAACCUGUGGACCAUCCUGGACAAGCCAGCACCGCUGCCGAUGUUCUCUGCAACAUACUUUAUGAAGAUUAACGAACACUUACUAGACAUGAAGAUGGACGAGAUGAUCCAGUUCAUUCUGCAACAGCCGCAGCUAGUGGAGAGAUUCAUGAGACAUAUAGACACUCCUCCGCUGAUGGACUUCCUACUGAAAGUGAUUUCGACGGACAAACCGGAUGCUUCGACAGGUGUGAUAGAUAUACUCCAGGAACAAAGACUUAUUCCUGGUUUGAUCGAUCAUCUUGGUCCAGAUAUCCCCUCUACGGUUCAAUCGGCUGCUGGUGACUUCUUGAAGGCUUUCAUCACCAUUUCCGCAAAUUCCAACACGGAUAACACCACAAUUGGUCCCAACGAACUGAGCCGAGAGCUUGUUUCUGAGCCAAUGGUGCGCAAACUGGUUGCCAUGAUGCUGAACGGGGGAACUGGCUUAUCGAAUGCAGUUGGAAUUGUCAUUGAGAUAAUCAGGAAGAACAAUUCAGAUUAUGAUUUUGUGCCUGUUCUCUACACUACUAUUGAAUCACACCCUCCCACGCUACGUGAUCCAAUUUACCUCGGAACUUUAGUGAAAGUUUUCGCUGAGGCUAUCCCAGAUUUCACUGAAAUGCUUGGAAAGAAGGUGCAGCGCAUUUUGGAGACUCCGUUCGGAACUAUUGAGCCUUUGGGCUUUGAGAGAUUUAAAAUCUGUGAGCUUGUGGCUGAACUAUUGCACUGCUCUAACAUGGCACUUCUCAAUCACGAAGACGGUGAACCGACGGUGCGUGAACGCGAUACCGAAAGAGACAGACUCAAGGCAUUGCAGAAAGAAUCUUUGAAAGAUCCUAGCUCCCCCAAAUCAGUUGCUUCUACCGAUGACGAAAUCUCCAGGGAUAUUGGCAAUUUGAGUGUGGCUGCUGACACUGAAGUUGGUGAGAUUAUCAGCAUUGAUACCGAGAAUGUGGUGGAAGGAGUUGAAGCCGAAUCAACCGGAGAACAGAGUGUCACAGAUGAUGAACCCUCUCAAGAUAUUAUUGGUGACAAGAUUCGCGGAAGUCCUGUCGUUGGUGAUAAGCUGAAAAUAGCCCUUUACGAUAGCAAUGUGAUCAACGUGAUUUUGAACAUGUUCUUCAAGUUUCCAUGGAACAAUUUCUUACACAACGUGGUCUUUGACAUAGUUCAGCAGAUUUUGAACGGACCAAUGGAUCUGGGAUACAAUAGGUUCUUGGCUACUGAUUUGUUCACCAGGGGUGCAAUUACGCAGUUGAUUAUAGAUGGCCAGAAGAGAUGUGAUGACUAUGAAGAACAGACCGGGUUGAGACUCGGUUAUAUGGGCCACCUCACUUUGAUUGCAGAAGAGGUGGUGAAGUUCACAACGAUUUAUAUCGACGAAGCAAGCUUCAGCACUGUGCGUGAUGCUGUCACGCUUUCUACGUGGCAGUCUUACGUCUAUGAGACUUUGGUGCAGACACGGGAGAAGUACAACUCAAUUCUGGGCGAUACUGUUGUUGAGCAGGAGGCUGGGGACUCAGAGGAUGACGUUGGCGAUUCGCUGAUAAUGGAACCCGAAAACGACGAUGAUGACGAAGAAGGAGAAUCACGUCGUGAGGAUGAAUACUAUGACUAUGAUGACGAAGAGUUUCAAACAGUUGAACACGAUGAUCAGGCUUUCGGUGUAGCAGGUGACGAAUACUACAGCUCUGGUGCCAAUGAGGAUGGAAGCCAUUCUGAUGACGAUUCUGGUGACAAGUUUUCGCGCUACAUGUCUCAACAAAUAACGAACAACUUCCCGGAUAAGUUUGGAUCUAGUGACGAAGACGACGAUUCAGAAGAAGAAUCGUGGCGCACUCUCCAUGCUCCACCACCUCCACAUCCACAUGCAUCCUUAGGCGAGGAAGACGACUACGAGGAUCCGAAUGAUGACGGCCAGAGCUAUGCCAAAAAGGACCAUCCCCUUUACAAAGAUGAGGAGGAAGUGUCUGAGGACUCCGAAGAUGAAGACGCCGAGGAUGAAGCUUCGGGUCAAGACCUGGGGCUUUUUAGAAGUACCAGCAAAGGCGAUAUGAACUGGGAUGUUGAUGAACAGCGCCGACUAAUUUCUACGGCCAAUUAUAUCCAGCACACUGCUUCUCAUGAUUCUCCCGUUGAGUCUGGCUAG